AUGCAUUCUGUCAGCGAAUCUCUGCAGAAGGAACUGGAAACUUUGCAAAAAGAGGCUUUCCAACUGGAGAUAACACAUAAAGAAAAAGAAGAGUUGUCCCAGAAGUUGCAUUAUUUGUGUGAAGAGUCGGAUCAGGAAUUGGCCAGGCAACUGAAACAUAAUAAAUCAACUGAGGAUCUGUCGGAGCAAUACAAUUGUGAGAUUCAGGCCGUAAAGUUGAAACAUCGGAAGCUACGAAUGAAAUUUGAAAACCAUUUGUGUCAGCUGAUAGAGCAGCAAAAGAACUUGUAUUCUGUUUUUAUUCCAGAAAAACUUCCAGGUGAAAUUGACAGUGCUGUAAAUACAAAAGGUCAGCUUUUAACAGCUGAGAAGCUCAAGAUAACACAAAUAAACUCACUGGAGGAAAAAAUUGAAAAGUGGAAGCAGGACAAGCAAGGCACCUCACCUGUUGCUGUACCAGAGUAG
Knipowitschia caucasica is the source of this 465-nucleotide messenger RNA. Lineage: Eukaryota; Metazoa; Chordata; Actinopteri; Gobiiformes; Gobiidae. The record is from the annotation of a GenBank genome assembly.